This is a messenger RNA of Mercenaria mercenaria, 2540 nucleotides long. RefSeq names its product E3 ubiquitin-protein ligase DZIP3-like. Lineage: Eukaryota; Metazoa; Mollusca; Bivalvia; Venerida; Veneridae. The record is from RefSeq and is a predicted model, not a curated record. The transcript is spliced from 10 exons. The coding region runs from base 174 to 2378 and encodes 734 amino acids.
GUUGUCAAUGAUGUUGUUCCUAACAUACAAUUCAUCGAAAUGAGCUCAGACACAGAGAACAUUGAAGAGUUUUCUGGCAUUGAACAGUCGCCUUUGCUGGAGCAAAUAAAAAGGAUUCUGGAGGAGUACCGGAACGAAUUUCAGAUUAUAAAGGUGUUCCAAAGAUAAUUACCAUGUCUGACAACCCAGAAGAAACAGCUUACUACCUUCGACUUGUAUCUAUGUAUAUGGACAUUUGUACACAGAGUGUAAGGAAAGUGUUUAAUUUUUAUUCACCAAAUAAUAAUGGUGAAGAUUUUAUUCGAUUAAAUCAAGCCAGACUGAAUGAAUUAAAGACAAAGGGAAUUCUGAAUCAACAGGAAUGUGAAGUCGUCAUCACACAAUGGCCAAAUAUCAGUCGUAUGGAUAUAUCACUACUGAUUACUCUCUCUAUCAAUUUAUUUACUACCAUGCAACUACCACCUCCGACAAAAGGAUGGGACCGUCCCCCAAAAGGUAAAGACAUAUCUAUUGCGGCUGAUCUCUUACGUUUAAGAAAGAUCAGAAAUGUCAUUGUCGGUCACCAUCAUUGUGCUCAGCUACCUCAGUGGGAAUUUGAAAAAGAGUGGGAGACUAUUGAGACUAUAUUACUAAGGAUAGAAAAGCAAAUAGAUCCGGGAAACGAGGUACAUCUUCAAUACAAAAUUAAAUGUUACUCACUACAACAGCUGCAACCUUGUAUUCAGAACGAGCAUGACUCGAAACUGAAGGAAUGGUAUCAAGAGGUGUCCAAAGCUCAGAAACAGGUAGACGAAUAUCUCAAGAACCUUGAAGGGUUCAACGUUUACUUAAAAGAUAAGUCCGAUCGAUAUGAACGUUACAUAAAACUUUUGGUUAAAGGCGGGCGAUUUGUAUUGUCUGCUCUAAUUAAAUCAAAAUGUCAGCAAAGCGAUUUGAGAUGCAAACUGGAUGAGAAUGAAGAUGUACUUAGGGAAAAGAUCACUGAUUCGGAACAUUUGGAAAUUCUCUAUCCAUCUGCCUCAGAUCGUUUCGCAACCACGUUGGAUUUGUCAGUAUGGGAUAUUUCGUUACUGACUGGGGUAUUACUGUAUGCUUUUGAGUGCAAUGAUGAUCUGAAGGAGGCAAUAGACAAUCUGUACAAUGCAAGAAAGAACUACGCAGAGGUAGCUGUUAAAUCGUUAGAUCCGGACACCUUCGUUGACUAUCUAUCUGAUCUUAAAUACACCAUUAAUGUUGCUAAAAAGAAUCUAAAUUCGGAAGAGAAAUCUCACAUUAAUGAAAUAUUGGAAGAGAGUAAGAAAAAAGCAAAGGAUGACGGCUCAUUUAAGACAUACAUGGAGGAACUUAAAUCGCAGGGUUUGCAGAUGAAAACAUUUUCAGACAUUCAUAAAGAGACUAUUCGGAAAACGAAAGAAACACUUCAACAAAUGAUUACACAUGGAAUAAGCUUUGACAGUAACCGGGUGCUAGAAUUGAAAAUGAUAACUGUCGGAUCCGACGAAGAGAAGAAGAAAAUUGCUGAAAACAUUUUGUUUGAAGUGUGGCAGAUUGCCUUGGAUCGAACAGAAAACAAAGGCGAUUUUCAAGAAGUUCAGGAGGAAGUUAACAAGAUUUUGAAAGAGAUAAAGUCAAAGAAUAUACAAAAUAUAUCCGUUGAACAGAAAUGUAUCCUUCUGCAGAUUGCAAGUAGGGAACCCUGUGACAUGUUGGCCCUUAUUGAAUAUUUUCAAAGUGACUUAUUCCACAAAACCCUGAAUGAUAUAUGUAAAGCGGUUGGAUAUCAUUGCGAUACGAUAGUUGCAAUGUGUUCAAAUGUGACCAUUGAAUCACUUCAUGGCAUACUAAAUGAACAGCAUGUACAAACGCAACAAGAAAGUGGCAUAAGAGUUCCAAUUACGGUUUCUUCACCAGCUGCCAUGAUGGAAUUGUGGAAAUUAUUUCAAAGUGAACAAUUUUCAAAUAGCACAAAUGCCAUAGCGGAGAAGUUGUCAAAACAUUCGAACACACCUGUUACCCUACAAACGUACACAGAUAUGAAAGAGUUUAACGACGUCUUUCAUAGAGAGACUGAGCAAAGUAGUACAGACAGCGAAAGUAAUGAUUCCUUGACUCAAGACAGUUGCCGAACGUCAGACACUGAAUUAGAUUUCCCAUACAAAGGAGAAGUAACGGGACAUCCAGCUGAUCAUUCGUCCCAAUAUGACAAACAAAAGCGGCUGUCUAAUAUAGAAAGCAAAGUUGCCAAGCUAGAAGCGACUCCCGACGAUCAUCAAAAACACUCAGAUUAUAUAAAACAGAAAAAAGGUAAUUAUAAGUGUAUUCAAAAUAAAUUGACUGCGUAUGCAUUCUGUUAUUGUCUUGUAUUGAUAUUUCAUUAGGAUUGCGAAAAAAUAAUAGUUUAUGCAUUCCAUAUUUGAUUUAGUUACAGGUACCUUAUAAUUAAAGUCAACAAAGUACAUACCUCACAACGGCAACAAUUGUAACGGUUAUAUUUAUCUGAAGCAACUCCUUUAAAUAAUUUCAAUUAACAGUAAAAUCCU